AUGACCCGCCUCCUCCCAGUCCUCAGCCUCCUCCUCCUCUCCCUCGGCGCCAACGCCUCCCCAUUUGCAACCCCACCCAGCUCCUCAAACCCAAGCACCAGCACCACCUCCACCCUCUUCGCCUUCGACCUCCCCUGCGCCGAGCUCACCACCCUCAACAACAACGUCACCCCCUUCCUGAACCUCGCCGUUCCCCCCGGAACCCCCAACAACAUCGUGCCCGAGGUGACGCGCCGCCUGGGCGCCAUUAACUCCUUCAUCGCCGCGUACACGGGCAUGCUGAACACGUUCAACACAAACAACUGCGCGAAUACAGAUACCGGUGUGAAUAUGAUCCAGGCGCGCCAAGCGCCCAUUGAGGAUUUCCGCGCGGCUGUUUGCGAAGCUGUUGAGGGCGCGGACAUGAGUGCGCUGCCUGAGGAGUUUGCGAGUAUGAGGGAGCAGUGGGUUGAGGCGAUGGGGUGCUCUGAAGGUGGCGCUGGUGGUAGCAGUGGGAGGUUCUAG
Aspergillus mulundensis is the source of this 504-nucleotide messenger RNA. RefSeq lists its product as uncharacterized. The transcript has a single exon. Lineage: Eukaryota; Fungi; Ascomycota; Eurotiomycetes; Eurotiales; Aspergillaceae. The record is from RefSeq and is a predicted model, not a curated record. The coding region runs from base 1 to 504 and encodes 167 amino acids.